Molecule: messenger RNA, 423 nt
Organism: Cylicocyclus nassatus
Lineage: Eukaryota; Metazoa; Nematoda; Chromadorea; Rhabditida; Strongylidae
Source: the annotation of a GenBank genome assembly
AUGACAGCCGCAGCUCCGCAGCAACAACAGUUUGCGCUUUUCCGUAAAUUUAGCAGUGAAGUGCGACCACCACCGAUGCUAAGACGAGAUGAUCGGAUUCGAUCGAUGACGUGUUCAUUUGAAGAGAUUGCUGAGUCGGAGGAGGAGGAGGAUAUCCAACUCCCUGAACGAACCUCACUAGAAGGACGUUCGCCUUUUGCGGUCAUUGGUGAAUCCCCUUUUGCCGAAAAACGCGCAGCCUCCCCGCAGAGCCAAAGCCCAACUUACGCGAGAAAACUCAGUGCAUCUCGACUUUGCCGUGGAUUAUCGGGUCCAGGCCUACAUCGUCGACCAGCUAUACUUGGAUCUCUAAGUCCGGAACGACAUGAUGCUGGAUCGGAUUUUUUGACCCUUCCAUCGAUCCCAGAAACAGCCUCAUCAUGA